Westerdykella ornata is the source of this 879-nucleotide messenger RNA. Its product is annotated as integral membrane protein-like protein. The coding region runs from base 1 to 879 and encodes 292 amino acids. The transcript is spliced from 2 exons. Gene Ontology annotation, biological process: fungal-type cell wall organization. The record is from RefSeq and is a predicted model, not a curated record. Lineage: Eukaryota; Fungi; Ascomycota; Dothideomycetes; Pleosporales; Sporormiaceae. Gene Ontology annotation, cellular component: plasma membrane; cell cortex of cell tip.
AUGCGGCCCACGGCCAUCGUACCCACACUUUGCUGCAUAGCAGCUCUCGUCCUAUCCUUCUUGUGCCUCUUCGCCGGCAGCAAGAAGGGCUUCAUGAACGACUACCAGAUCCUCACUCUCAACACCUCCCGCCUCGGCACCAACCUCCUCAACCCGGACGCCCCAGGCCCCCUCAACGACAUCUACAACGCCCUGCCCGCGGACACCAGCAACGCCAUCAACGCGGCCGCAAACUCGCUCGCCUCCCGCCUCGGCAUCGAAGACUUUUACAACCUACACAUCCUCACCUACUGCCACGGCACCUACACGCCCUCGGUCCUCCCCAACGCCACCCUGCCCCGCUCCGCCAUCCACAAACACAUCAACGACUGCUCCAACAUGACGGCCCUCUUCCACUUCCAGCCCGCCGCCAUCAUCGAGCAAGCCCUCAACGACAGCGGCGUCGAUGUCACGCUCGACGACCUGCGCUGGCCUGACGACAUCCAGACCGGUCUUGAUGCCCUGCACGCCCUGCAGUCCGCGACCUUCAUCUUGUACUGCAUCGCCGCGGGCCUCAUCUUCGUCUCCGUAUUGCUCUCGCUGCUCGCGCUGUUCACUUCGGGCCGCUUGUCGGCUUGUCUGAAUGUCUUAAUUGCCAGUGUCGCGUUUUUGGCUAUUGGCAUCGCGAGUGCGCUCGUCACGGCCGUCAUGGUCAAGGCCACGGAUGUGAUUAAUGAGAAUGGGAGGGGCAUUGGGCUCGAGGCGCAGAGGGGGAAUAAGUAUUUGGCUAUCACGUGGGCGGCGACUGGGGCGAUGUUGUUGGCUGUCGUGUGGUGGCUUGGGGAGACGUGCGUGGGGAGGAGGGGGGGAAAGGGGAAUGUGUAUGGGAAACACGGCUAG